UUGACCAACCCAUUUCACACGUUGCACACACGUACAUGCUCUGUUUUCUAAAUAGAAAUCUGAAGACUACUUUCCAAAGUCAGCUUCCCUUUUUCCAAUACUGAAUUAGGGUUUUCAGGCCCCCUUGAAAAAUCUUAUCAAAAUUAGCCAAUCAUUCUCUUCGCUAUAAAGUAAUGACCUUUCUUUUUUCAGGGUCGCAAUUACUGCGUAAUUAUACUCAUCACAUAACCCAAUUUUUCUUGUACUUUGUUAUGUGUCUUUUAAUCUUUUUCUGAUAGCAAGUCAAGAGCCAGUAACUUCUUCUUUUGUUCCUGAAAUUAUUUUGUUUUUCAAGAAAAGGGUUAAUUUGUUGAAUUUUACGUGUUUUGCGGGAAAAAGGAUGAAUAGCUUAAGAGAUUUCCGCUAUGUUUGAAAAUGAAUGGUUCAAUUGUGAUGGAAAAUUCGAACCCAGUAAUACUGGAAAUAAGCUCCGAUGACGAGUCCAAUUUCGGCGAGGCCAUACGGGGUGGCGGCGGUGAAGACCAUGGUUGGCUGUCGGAGCUAUUAGACGAGGUGGAUAGAGGUACGGAUGAUUCUGAUGAUGUGAUUUUGGUGGAUGAGGUGGUUGUCAAGCCAAAGAAAGCAAGAUUAAAAUUUUCAAAUUCCUCUGCGAAAAUUAUGAAUUAUAAUGAUGGCGAUGAUGAUGAGUGUAUGAUUCUGGAUGGUGACCCGGAUAAGCCGUUGGCAGUUGAGAAUAGUGAAGUAGAUGACGAUGAUUCUGAUGAUUUGCUUCUUGUUGGUGAAAAGGGUCAGGUUGCCUGCAGAGACUUCCCUCACGCACGGCAUCUUUGCGUAACAUUUCCGUUUGCUUCUACUCCCCAUCAUACUCACUGUGACCGGUGUCAUUGUUAUGUUUGUGACUCACUUGCUCCAUGUGCCCAUUGGGGCUCUGGCAUUUCCAGUAUUGACCACUGUCAUGCUACGGAUAAAGAGGAGAUUUGGAUAACUCAACGGAAAAGCAAGAAGGAAAUUGACGAAACACAACCAAUUCUUAAUGUUGCUUCCCUUGCGAAUGUAGUUCCGCCGUUGCAUCCAGUACAGGCCAAUUCUUCAGCCCAGAAUCAGGAUUUUAAUCGGGUCACGGUGCGCCCUAGGACCCAUUUUGGCAUUCCCAAUAUCAUGAAUCAAGCCAGAAGUCAAACAUCUAGACCCGCUGUUCCUAGAUAUAGAUACCAACCACAUAUGGUCCCCCAACAGUUGCCUAGUACACAAGGCAGGAGCAUUUUCUCUAAAAAUAGUAGGCAUGUAAGAAGCAGAGGCCGUCAGUUCAUUCCUCAAAGUCCAUGUACGUCGUUCAAAGAGAGUGGGCAGGCCCAGGUUGAUUCGGUGAAUGAUAGGCGUGGCUAUGGUUUAUCCAAAAACAGUUAUGGGUCACAAUUUUCUAAUAACCUGCAUCUACCUAGGUGGCAUGCUUCUCAUGGCAAAGUGCAUCAGGGCGUAAGUGAUUUUGCAAAUUAUGCGCCCUCAGAACUUCAAAUGUCUUCUCAAGCUUGCAGACGCAAUUUUCUUAAAGCAUUUUCCUCGCAACCCCAAAUUGCUUCCCAGCCAUAUGUCAGAAACCAUUUUCAGAAUACAACUAUCCCCCAGCGGCCACUGGUGUCCCAGCCUAAUGGGAGCAAUACCUUCCAUCCCUUACCUUCUCAAACCCAUGCGUCCACCUCACUUUAUACAGGUAGCGGUAGCACUUCUGAACAUCCACUGUCCCCGAUGUCCUCACAACCCAAUAUGGAUAGCACCUAUGAAAGUUUUGUCUUUCAUCAACCUCAAGUUUAUACUGCCCCUACUUCCUUACCGAAUGAUGGACAAAAUAUUUUUCAGCAAGAAAAUCAAAUGCAAAGUGGUCUUGGUACAAGUUGCACAGAUUUUGGCUUUAGUUGGAAUCCCUCUGCAAGCGGAAGCAACCAACAGAUUCCUACAGGUAUUUCCCAACUUCAAAAUCCAGUAUCAACAGAUAAUCUCCCAUAUCAAAGCAUAGCAAAAGAAGAUAAUAACGAGUUUCAAAGUGUACCGCCAGAAGAUAACUCGUACAUUCACGUAGCAUUACCAGCAGAUAAUUUUUCCCUCAUAGAUGACAAUAAUUCCGGAUUCCCCGGAAGUAUAGAUCCUGACUCAUUGGACUUUCAGUUAGAUUGGAUACUUGAGAAUCAGCCUGUUCCAGGGGCUUUGGAAGUUUCUGUGCCUCCUGCGUUGAAUGUAUACUCCCCUGAACCUGGUACUAUAGAUGCAGGUACUCUUUUCGAUUUUUAAGUCUUUUAAGAAUGAUGAAAAAUGGCGAGCCUUGAAUUGUUGAUGUUUAUGUGAAGAAAAAUGGAUGGAAAAUGAUGUUUUUUUAAAUAACAUAUAGGAAGAGUCGAAUUAUCAUUUUAGCAUUCCGGUUUGGCAUAUGGGUGCACGGAUGUUUGUCGUUAUGAAGGUUUCUUGUACAGAAACCAGUCUCAUGUAAAAUCUCAUCUUUUAUUUAAUCCCUUGAAUGCAAUAACUAUUCUAUAUCUGCUUUA
Molecule: messenger RNA, 2537 nt
Organism: Olea europaea var. sylvestris
Lineage: Eukaryota; Viridiplantae; Streptophyta; Magnoliopsida; Lamiales; Oleaceae
Exons: 3
Coding region: 415-2286 (623 amino acids)
Source: RefSeq, a predicted model, not a curated record